Pseudomyrmex gracilis is the source of this 3470-nucleotide messenger RNA. Its product is annotated as apoptosis-resistant E3 ubiquitin protein ligase 1. Gene Ontology annotation, biological process: positive regulation of protein catabolic process; proteasome-mediated ubiquitin-dependent protein catabolic process; negative regulation of apoptotic process. The transcript has 14 exons. The record is from RefSeq and is a predicted model, not a curated record. Gene Ontology annotation, molecular function: ubiquitin-protein transferase activity. The coding region runs from base 16 to 2802 and encodes 928 amino acids. NCBI's taxonomy places the organism in Eukaryota, Metazoa, Arthropoda, Insecta, Hymenoptera, Formicidae.
UCUACCAGAUGCUUAAUGGGCAAAUGCACCCGACGGGCAAUGGCACGAUGGUCGACGGUGCUGUCCGGGGCGUUCUUGGCUCUUUCCAUGGUCCUCUCCCUGGGAAAGCUGUUGAUGCUUGCCGCGGGGACCGGAAGCAAUGGGGACCUCACGGAAGCGGAACAGUGGCUUACAGAGAUCGGCCUCGCGCAGUAUCGCUCCUUGUUUAGAAAGAAAGGCAUCUCGACCCUCGCGAGCUGCGGCGAGGUCGACGCGCUGCCCGAGUUGCCGGCGCAAGAUGAGGAACGUCUGCAGCGUGCCGCGCGUCUGCUGCAGCAGAGACUGGUGCUACGUCAAUGGCUGACGGAUCACGGCCUACAAAAUUAUUAUCAAAGGCUGAUGCAAAUGGAGGUGAUGUCCCUGGAGGACGUGUACUGGAUGGAGGACAAUGCGGUGCGAACGGCUCUUGGCAAGGAUCUGCCGCGAUGGAAACAGGCCAGACAGACGUUGCCUAUUUCAAAAGAGGAUUUAGAAACCCUCAAGGCGGAUCUGUGGAGCGCCGUUGUGAAGAACAGCCAACACCAAGACGCCUGGACAUGGGGUGGUAUGUUGGUGGUUUCCGUGUCGGUUGCGGGGUUGGUUACUCUGGCUGCUAUGACGCAGCCCGCUCUGGCACCCGAAGCAAAACACUCUCUUCUGCAGUACGUCACAGGGAAAUAUUUAUUGCCGAGCAACUGCCGCGUUCACUUCGAGUGGGAAGAGCCUCAGCUGGUCGGCGAAACGAUGACUUUUACGGUUAAAUUUUAUCAACGCAACGGUCAGCCGUAUCCUAUAUGCGACAAGGACAAUUUGAUUGUGGAGGUUACGCAGGCCACGCGCAGAGUGGCCACUCUGAUAGAACUGGGAGGCACCGACCCCUUAGCCGCGAAUACCGCGGUGGUUAAGUUCACCGUUCGCCACGCGGGAAAGUAUCGAAUAGCUGUACUUAUCGGAUCGUGUCACGUACACGGUAGCCCUUUUCUGAAAAAUUUUCUCCCCGGUACGUAUAUCACGUUACAAACGUCACAAUGUGGAAAAGCGAUAUUCGUCAACGUGAACGAAAGCUCUUUUGUGAUGUUGUGUUUGGGUUUUAGCCGAUGGCUUGUAAACAAAAAAACAUUUGAAAAAAAUAUAACAAGUCUGUUCAACAAUUUCACGAGUGUUAAGUCUUUUUUUAUAGAUACUUAUCGCCUCUGUCUGUUUCUAUGUAAAAUGCGAUCAUAUCACAUCUCGCGUCUCUUCUCUCUCUCGCUGUUAGGUUCCGUCGCGAGAAUGGUGUGCAAUAACGUAGCGUCUAAAGACCCCGAUAUCUGUUACGUCGCCAAGCUGCUGGGCAUGCAGGGAGAGAGGUUUACCAAACCGAAGAAGGUCUUCUGCUUUAUCUCGCCCAAGCAACUUACGAUCAAGGAGUAUUUGUUGAAAUUCAUUCCCAAAAGACUCGUGACGUUCAGACUGUGUCCCUCGACCAAGUUUCAUUUUGAGAGUUCGACCAAUCAGCACGAGGGUUAUUAUCCGUUCUCGAUAGACGACGGAUGUCAGCCGCCCGUUGAAUUGAUAUCCCUGUAUCGCGACAUAAUAGCCGCGACGUUCACGUUGUUUCUGUUGAAGAACAUAGGCGGCAGCGAGACCUUCGCCGACAAACAAGACUUUUUCUAUCACGAGGUCCGUAAGCAUCAUCAGAAGCAUUAUCACGAGAAACUGUCGAUAAAGGUGCAACGUGACAAACUUUUGGAGUCGUCUAUGAAAGCAACCAAAGGAUUUUCCGUGAGCGAUUGGUGUCGAAAUUUCGAAAUUACUUUUCAAGGCGAGCAGGGCAUCGAUUGGGGCGGCGUGAGACGCGAGUGGUUCGAAUUGGUUUGCGCCGCGCUGUUCGAUCCGGGAAACGGUUUGUUCGCGUCCUUCGGCGAGUCGCAACAAGCACUGGUUCAUCCGAAUCCCAAACGGCCUCCGCAUCUGAAAUUGAAACAUUACGAGUUUGCCGGACGUAUCGUCGGCAAGUGUCUUUACGAGUCGGCGCUCGGCGGGUCCUAUCGUCAGUUGGUUCGCGCGCGAUUCACCAGGUCGUUCCUCGCGCAAAUUAUAGGACUGAGAGUACAUUAUAAGUAUUUUGAGCAGGACGAUCCUGACUUGUAUUUAAGUAAGGUGAAAUACAUCCUCGAGAAUGACGUCGAAGAAAUGGAACUGUACUUCACCGAAGAGGAAUACGACAAGGGCGGUCAAUUAUUGAAGGUGGCGGAAUUAAUUCCCGGUGGUAGCAAGAUCAAGGUAACCAAUGAGACGAAACUUCGUUAUCUGGACGCGCUUGCUCAGCACCGACUCGCCAGUUCCAUUCGCAACGAGAUCGAUCAUUUCCUACGCGGCCUCAACGAACUGAUCCCCGACAACCUAUUAGGAAUAUUUGACGAGAACGAAUUGGAGUUGCUGCUGUGCGGAACUGGCGAGUACAACGUCGCGGAUUUGCGGGCUCAUCACAUAGCCAACGGCAGUUCUCCGGAAUUUCUCCGAGUGCUGGACUGGUUCUGGACCGCGGUUAGCAAUUUCACACAGGAGGAAAUGGCGCGAUUGUUGCAAUUCACUACGGGCUGCUCGCAAUUGCCGCCCGGAGGAUUUCAACAGCUGAGCCCGCGCUUUCAGAUCACAGCCGCGCCGACAUUCGCUAACCUACCCACAGCGCACACCUGUUUCAACCAACUGUGCUUGCCCGAUUACGAGAGCUACGAUCACUUCGAGCGAGCGUUGCUGUUGGCGAUCAGCGAAGGCACCGAGGGUUUCGGCAUGAUCUAGAAAUUGGAAGUGGAAACCCGUAAAAAUUUAAUUCUAGUCGAGUUUUUAUCUAGAACACACCCCACUGAUUACAUUGAAUGAAACCGAUUAAUAACCGUAUCAAUUUUUUCCUCUGACAGUAAAAAAAAAAUCAGAUCCUUUCUCGAAGAUACGGUCACGAGUUUCCUUUUUUUUUUCGUAGCGCAACUUUCGCACUGUCAGCGAAGUCGAAAAGAGAGGAUUGAAUAUAAAUCCUCGACCGCACGCGUUUUUUUGAUACGUAGCCGAUUUAGAAACUUUUUUGGAAUUAUACGUAUGAAAAUUAUUUUUGUUUUUCAUUUUGACGCCAAAAGACUAUGUGAGAAACAAUUUACUCUUCCGAGACGCGAAAGAGACGUGUGAAGGACAUGCAGUUUCUAUGCCGCGCGGCGACGUUUUUAUAAAAAAAAUAAAAUAAAAUAAAAUAAAUGAAAAAAAAAAAAACGAUGGAUCCAGCAAAGAGCAAUGUUGCCUCAGAACAUCAGAAUUGCUCAAUAUAAUAUAAUAUUGUAUCAAGAUGUAGGCGUAGCCGAAGUUACAAAUAGAUAUGUAAAACGAGAACGUAAGAGGAAUUUAAAAACGCGUUUUCUUUGAGAAACAACAAUAGUAGUUUUUAACGUCGCUGUAUAAUAACGUAACGACGUAAACCA